AUGAGCGCCGGUGCCAGUCGCCGUCAGGGCAGCCGGUCUCAGGAGGAGCUGUUCCUGACAACCACCACAUCGCAGCCAUCGCAAACGGAGUCGCCGGUUAUUGAGCCACUGCGCAUCAACAAACGAGAAUCCCCUUCCCCGGCCUCAUCGAACGGCAUUGUUCUGCCCUAUCCGGAUGACCGGCAGAGACCCCAACAGGUUCGAACAGCGGGUUCCAGUGGUUCUAGUCCGAUCAGCUCAGCAGCGGCAUCUUGCGAUUCUCCCACUGUUCCGAAUCAUAUCUCCUCGCGGCCUUCAGGGUUUCCUACAGCUUUGCGGCCCCGGGAAGGACGUGAACCCAAGCAGGCAACUCUAGCUGAGCGACGAGGGAACGUCCCAAAGCCGCUCCCUGAAUCUCCAAGCGGAGAGUCUCCAGACAGAGAAGGAUUAUUUGCUAGAAUCCACCCCCGCUUUCCGGCUCCUGCAGUGUCAAACGACGGCGCAUACCCCCAAAAUAGCAGCCCCGAGCAGCAACACACGCUUUACUACCCGCCUCCACAGGCGUCCCCGAGACCAACCGUCUCACAGAAUGAUCUGCAGCCGAAUAGCACAAUCAAUCGAAUCAGCUCCACAGCCUCAAAUUCGACGACGCGUGCUCAACGUGGCUCGCCACCGCCACCGGAGACUCCGGUGGUAGAACCUGGACAACAUUCGGCAUCAGAUAUCGAGGCUCGAUACGCAGCUUCUGGGAUAGCCGGGACCUCGACACUAGCAGGCUUGCAAGCACGAAGCGCUGCCGCCCAGAGGAGAGCAGAACAAUACGCCGGACAACAGCCUCGAAGUCGACAACCAGCGCCGGAGAUUCCGCGGCCGUGGACUCCGACCGAACAACCUGGCACGCAACCUCAUGGGCCCCCUACUGUAUAUCAGGGGGCAGGGGUUGUAUCGGAUGAGGGUCGUUCAGCACCAAGCAGAGAAUCAGAAGAGGCCUCGUACCAGGCUGCGCCGGUUCAGCAACCGACGAGGAUCCCCCCAAAUGCUCUUGAAAAUGACCUUGAGCGCAUGCGAAUUAGCUCAUCCCCCCCGCCCGCCUAUUCAAGUGUAUCAGGGCCCGCAACCUCACAAGCCUAUUCCGCUGAAAAGCAGCGGCCCGUAGCAUCGGCGGGACAGCAACCUGUCACAGACGCUCACCCUAACGCUACGAGUCCCACAGGUAGUGCCUCUCAUGCCACCGCACCCGUUGCAUCCGCUCAUCCGGCGUUUGCAAAUGAUUUGCGACGUCAGGGGUCGCUGGCGGUGUCGCCCGAGGUUGGCGGGCAGGUAUUGCUGUCGCAGAACGGUCAUCACUCUGUUCUCCAACAAGCUCAGGUGAAUACGUUGUCGUCCGCGUCCUCUGGACUUCCACCGGCUUCUCCGCCACCACUACCCGAAGGGUGGAUUGCUCACCUGGACUCCAACUCCGGCCAAUAUUAUUACAUUCAUCUGCCCACUCAAUCAACCCAGUGGGAAUUUCCCAAAGGGCCAACGCCUUUGAAUCUCAAUGACACUCCAUUGUCCCCGGUAGGCAGCGUGUACAGCAGUCACCCUCUGGCUUCGCCGGUAUUCUCGGCAUUUGGUAAGCCGCUGACCUCUCCUGGUCUUCCUUUGACCCCAGGAUACGAAAGCCUGCAAUCUCCUGUUGUGGCAGGGUUUAGUGGGCCUCCUCCAAGUAAUGGGAUAGAUUUGUAUAAAGUCGCACCGACCAACGGUGUAUACUUUGGCCCGUAUCUCCGCUACACCAAUAUGGAUGUCGAGCGAGGCGUUUGGAUGGGCUCCAUCCUUCUAGUCACCGAUGCGGCGCAACCUCCUACAAUACAUAUCCAUCAGAGUAUUGAUCUGUCACCGAAUCCACGUCAGUUGAAGGCGACACCUAUCGCUGUGCACCAGCGUUGGACCUUCUACAAGUACGAGAUUGAUCUACAGAUGGAUGAAACAGGGCCUGCUAAGUGGACCUACGCCAUCACGUCCCAUUUGGGCUGUACACGGUAUGAGUUCCUGAUCGCAGGGCGAUACGAAACAAGCUGGCGCUUUAUUACUACGUCUGGCAACGAUUUUUCCUUGAAUGUGAAUGCGAAUGAACGGUCCCGCCUUGGGGGUAUAGGGUUCAUGUGGAAAGAUAUCAUGCAGAAACAUAACGAAAUUGGGGGAUUCCAUGCGCAACUCUGCCUUGGAGGUCAGAUCUACGCUGAUCGUAUGUGGAAGGAGAUCUCGUGUCUGAAGCAGUGGCUUGCAAUGAGCGGAAAGGAGACGCGAAAAAACGCGCCGUGGACCACAGCCCACGAAGAAGACGUUUCCCAUGCGUACUUCCAUUAUUACACGAGCCAUUUUGACCAACCCUAUCUACGCGAGUCAUUCGCACAGAUCCCAUAUGUCUGCCAGAUUGACGAUCAUGAUAUCUUUGACGGAUAUGGCUCCUACCCGGAGCACAUGCAAUUCUCGAACAUGUUCAAGAAUAUAGGCCGAAUUGGAACGGAGAUGUAUCUGCUCUUCCAGCAUCAUACCACUCUGGAUCUACUCCGCAGUACCAGGACCGACACCGAUCUGUUCACAAUAACCGGUACUGGCUGGCAUUUUGUGAAAUACUUGGGACCCGCUGUAGUCGCCGUUGGGCUAGAUUGUCGGUCAGAGCGCAACCCGCACCAGGUCAUAGCUGGACCAACAUAUCAAGGCAUCUUUCCUAAAGUGGUAAUGCUCCCUGCUAAUGUACAACACUGCCUGUGGAUGCUCUCGGUACCCAUCAUCUAUCCACGGCUAGAGACAGCAGAACAUAUAGCACAUACGGUUGCAACGGGAAAGAGGGCCGUGACCGGGGCAUACAAUGUUCUUGGGAAAGUUACCAGCUCCGUAGCCGGUGUGGUCGGAGCCAAGGACGUUGUAGGCUCCGGUUUCAAUUCUGUCAAGCGUGCUGUGGGAAAGUCUGGUCUCAUGGGCGGAAUUCUAAGCCCAUUCGGGGAGCUGGAUCUAUUGGAUGAGCUUCGAGACCAAUGGACGCACGAAUCCAAGGUAGGUGAGCUCCUCACCAGUCGUUCGAAACCGGUCAUUAACGAAGGCAUACAGGAUCUCGAGAGAACCUAUCUGAUUCGCACCCUUCAGGGUAUCUCUCAUCAGAAGUCCUUGCGCAUGACCUUCCUCUCCGGCGCUGUGAAUGCUUGCGGUGCUGGACUAGUGCAUGAUCCAGCCCAUCCGUCAAAUCAUAAGACAAUGUACCAACUAAUCUCUUCGCCGGUCGUAAACAGUCCCCCGCCCUCAUAUGUCAUGAAAAUGCUUCACAGCAACAACAAGCCCCUCUAUAUUCCCGCCAACGGCCAUCGCUCGACGCCAUCACAGCCAACCGACACUAAAGAAGAUAUGAUGGAGAUCUUCCAAUCCGACGUGACAGGACAAAGUCGUGAGCACCGCAAGCUGAUGGGCCGUCGAAAUUAUGUUGCUAUCGUUGCUUAUGAUCCGGACGCUGUGAACACGAUGUAUGGACAGGCUAUUUCGAACCCUGGGAGUGGCAGAUUAAACCUUGCCGCGGAUUUCAUGGUCCAGGGAGAUGGAACCUUUGGGACAGUUGUGAAAUACGGACCGGUAAUUGUCCCUAGCCUGGAACCUGGAAAGUGA
This is a messenger RNA of Aspergillus uvarum CBS 121591, 3621 nucleotides long. RefSeq names its product WW domain protein. NCBI's taxonomy places the organism in Eukaryota, Fungi, Ascomycota, Eurotiomycetes, Eurotiales, Aspergillaceae. Gene Ontology annotation, molecular function: protein binding. The record is from RefSeq and is a predicted model, not a curated record. Bases 1 to 3621 code for a protein of 1206 amino acids. The transcript is spliced from 2 exons. Gene Ontology annotation, cellular component: membrane.